AUGGGGACGUACACCGUGGUAUCUCUCAUUUUGGCCUUUCUAGUUCAUCUAGGUGAGUCUCAGCUUGGCUCCUUGAGCGAGAUGCUGAGCGACCCCACGAUGAGCAAGCUGUUAAUGGGAGGAGGGGGUGGUGGUGGCCUGGGCGCUGCCGGGGGGCUCGGCGGCGGAUUAGGAGGAUUAGGCGGGGGUCUCGGUCUAGGAGGCGAAUCGCAGCUAAAUAUUGGAUCGUUAAUGGAGAACCCCAUGCAGAUGCUUACAGACCCCACUAUGAGACAGUUAUUGUCAUCGGGAGGCGGAGCUACAGCAAGAGUUGUUGAUCCGGCGAUGUUGUCGGCUCUCAUAGACCUCCAGAGCGCACCUCUUCUGGACACGAACACGAUUGCGCAGCUCAGUCAGUUAAAUGACCUCAUUCCCUCCGCUCCGGCCACUGCUAAGCCAGCCACCACGCCGACCCCGGCCAAGGCAGCAUCCACCAUCAACUUAUCUAUAGGUGAUUCCUCCGCCACGCUUGGAAAAGAGCAGUCACUCGCAGAUCUUAUCAAAAGGCUUCAGUUAAGGAGAAAAAAGAAAGAAGUGGCGGCGGCCGCCUCAGCUGCCAUAGAAACAGUUCCUAACGGAAAUCUCGGCGCAGUGUUUUCAGAAACUCUUAAGCCCAGCAACCUUAACCCAAGCUUGCCCGUUGCAAAAAUGCUGGAGCUGGCGAAGGACGGCAUUGGUGUACAGCCGAGCCUGCAGAACAUGGUCUGCCCCACUAAGCAGUGUCCAUUCCCCCUAGCUUGUGGAAAUCCCGUCAAGACUUACACACCCGAAACAUUUUUCGUGUGCCCGGAGUGCCCGAUGUGCCCUGGAGACAUUCUGAAAGGUGUUUCCGCCAGGCUCGGAAAAGUUGUCAGGAUAGCCAAACCUAAAAAGAAAGCCAGGAUAACAACGAAGUCAAAUAGCGGUGCACUAACAUCGUCCUACGAUGUGUUGAACUUCGCAGGAUGACUUGUGUCACUGUAACAUGCGAAGUGGACUAUCAGCUCGGAAGGACGGUGCUGAGGAAAUUCGAAAUCAUCGGCAACCAUGAACAUUGUAGUCAAUCAUAUCCACCUCUUCAUCAGUCUGUGUGUCUCCGUGUAUUAUUUUCCUACACGUGUAUUAGUUACAAAUCAAACGUUUUGUAUCGAGAUGUCGCACUGCUUUCAUUAUGUAACAGUAUGUCGGUCACGUGAUACUAUUGUAGGGGGUUUGUCUGAAGCCUUGUGAUUGCUGUAUGGCUUAGCUGGUUUGGUCAUGGAAACGAUGUUUUCUAAUUAUAGUAAAAUAUGAUUCAAGAAACUUAUUAAAGUUAGAUAUAUACAUAAUCUCCCAUGUUUUGUUAUUCAAGAAGAGAAUUUCAUUUUUGAAAAUGCAUACUAUUUGAAUGAACCGAGGCGCUUUACGCCAACAUACUUCAUGAAACGCUAACGCGCUUCAUCAAAGUACAUGUAUGCUGGCUCGAAACACUAGCUGCUGUU
Messenger RNA from Ostrea edulis (European flat oyster), 1499 nucleotides. RefSeq lists its product as uncharacterized. Bases 1 to 987 code for a protein of 328 amino acids. The transcript has 7 exons. NCBI's taxonomy places the organism in Eukaryota, Metazoa, Mollusca, Bivalvia, Ostreida, Ostreidae. The record is from RefSeq and is a predicted model, not a curated record.